Molecule: messenger RNA, 4966 nt
Organism: Cloeon dipterum
Lineage: Eukaryota; Metazoa; Arthropoda; Insecta; Ephemeroptera; Baetidae
Exons: 8
Coding region: 160-1995 (611 amino acids)
Cellular component (GO): plasma membrane
Molecular function (GO): GTPase activity; GTP binding; calcium channel regulator activity
Source: RefSeq, a predicted model, not a curated record
GUUGCGGCAUCGAACGGGGAGCACUGCCGUGCAUGCUUCCGCGACACUCGCUCCUCAGGGACAGCCACGGGAAACCAGCAAGGAGAUAACGCACCACGGCGGAUCACUGCUGGCGCGGUGGGCAGUGCCGCGUGCAAGUUGGCCCAGGGGCGGCGGGCGAUGGUGACACUGCAGCCCGCGGGGGCAGCCUCCACCGCCUCCGACCAGGACCCCCUGCUGGUGACGACGCCGCCGAGCGGAUCGGCGCCUGACCCCGGCGGUGGCAGCAGUAGCGUCGAGGAAGGCCCCAUUGGGGUCCUUAGGGGCGUCGAUGCCGUGGUGUUGGUGGAUUCAAGCGCGAUCGGCGCCAACGGAGGCAGCAUCUCGGCCAAGUGCAGACGCGGGCGGCUCAGUCUGCGGUGCCGCAGCCCCCGGGCGCCACCCCCGAAAACACCUCCGCGCCGGCCGUCGCCGCCGACGCUGCUCAUCCGCAGCGCCACGGCCGACUGCAUGGGCUCGCCGCCGGGCGUUGACACCGUGGUCACUAUCACCGACACCGAACAGGUGCAGGUCGCCCUGGCCAGCCCUCAGCUGGUCGGACAGUUGAGGACCGCGCCCGACCUUCGCGUUGACUUCUUUGCCGAAGCAAAAAAUCAGGGCGAGCAGAAGAGCACGAAGCAGAAGCUGAACCAGGAAAAGUCGUCCAAUACGUCGGACACUGCGGCCGAAGGGGAAGUUUUCAGCGAAAUCGCGUCCGGCGGCGCGAGUGGGGGUCCCGCGGCUUUAUAUAUACCGGCGGGCUCACCAUGCCGCUCACCAAGCAGCGUGGUAGUCACACCGGCCAGUGGGUCGUCUCUUGAACUUCCAAGCAACUCACCAACAGCAAUCAUGAAGCAGCCUCUGCAACAACUACCCGAUGUCGCCAACCAACUCACCCUUCAGGAACUGCACGACUUUGACAUGCGUUACGGCAGUCCGCACCACAGCCGCUCACAAUCGGUGAAAACAAUGAAGCGGCCCAACUUCCUCAGCCUGCCCCAGCAAAGGUCGCGGGUGGCCUCUAUGCCCAACACCGGCAACGAGGAAGAGUACUACAGGCUUAGGCAGUUCAGCAUCACAGGAAAGGGUGUCGUCAACCGCGGCGACUCGCUCAAAAGCAGACGCUCCAAGAGCAACACCAGUGUCGCCUCCAGCAACUCCAGCCACACGCACAGCACGGAGCACAUUGGCGCCGGUGUGCAGAACAUGGUUUGCCUGGGCACAGGUAGUUAUCCUGGCUCAGCACGCACCAGCGCCGAGGCGUCGCUCGCCAGCUCCAGGGAGUCGAGCACCAGUGGGGUAGGCAACCUGCCCUACAGAGUCAUCAUGCUUGGUGCGGCGGGCGUGGGAAAGUCUUCGCUCAUCUCGCAGUUUAUGACGUCGGAAUACCUGCACGCCUACGAUACAUCACUUGAUGAUGAGUUUGGCGAGAAGGCUGUGUCCGUGCUGCUUGACGGCGAGGAGUCGGAGCUCAGUUUCAUCGAUCAUCCUACAUCAGAAAUGUCGCCCGAAAACUGCAUCACAACUUACGAGCCACACGCCUACGUCGUCGUUUAUUCAGUAGCCGAACGAGAGUCCAAGCUAGCCGCUGAGGAGACACUCCAAUUUCUGUGGAAGACUGCGUCCGUCGGCACCAAAGCCGUCAUCCUGGUUGGAAACAAAACUGACCUCGUCCGAAGCAGAGUCGUGACAACAGAAGAGGGCAAAACCCUGGCGACCUCGUACGACUGCAAGUUCAUCGAGACGUCAGUAGCGAUCAACCACAACGUCGACGAAUUGCUGGUGGGCACCCUGACGCAGAUCCGGCUGAAAUUGCAGGACCCUGAGCGCUCGCAAAACCUGAUGCGGAAGCGAUCGUCGCGGCGAAAGUACCGCGGCGCGCGCACCACCGCCAGCCUCAAGGUCAAAGGUCUUCUGGGCAAGGUGUGGUGCAGGGACAGCAAGUCUAAGAGCUGCGAGAACUUGCACGUGCUGUAACCAACCCGAUUUGCUCCUCAAUUCGGGCCGAUGAUCUCGCACUUUCCAAGAGAAAAAAAGCUUUAAUCGAAUACUGUAUAUUCAUCACGGAACCUGAUUGUUCCCUCGCCGCAACCAUUAUCCAAAACCUUGUUACUGUGUUGAUUGACACGAAAUAUUUUGUAUCUUUUGGACAGAUUCGGCCACAAAUUUUGUGUAUAUCGAUUAGCAAUUGGGAAAAACAAACAAACGCAACAUCAUUUAGCGAUGAGGAAAAAAGACUGUUCAUUAGCAAAAUUGAGAGUAACUUUUGAUUAGCUUUUGUAUCCGCUGUAUAGGCCAUGGAUUAACAUGUAUUUGUAGUCGUAUAUAUUUACCGAUUAAGGAUCAAGUUUUCAGAAAGCUCCCCAGCAAAUAGUUUUAAGUUAUUUGUAUGUACACACCACAACUAAUGUGAUAAGGAAUGACGAAAUGAAUUUAAUUUGUGCUACUAUGUCUUUUGUAAGAAAUGCGCACUAACACACAAGAUCAGUUUGCCAUCGCUAACCACGCGCGAUUUUAUAUUUUAUUAUUUCUAUUUUGAGUCAAAUAAAAACAGUUGAAUCUUGAUUAUUUCGUUGAAACUGUAAGUGAUUCCCCACAUAGAAGGACUUAAUCUAGAAACAUGAGCUUGUAUAGAGUCGCGAGUGAAGCAGCGUGUUGAAUAUCAUAAGCCAUAUUAAAGCCAAUUUUGGAAUUAUCACAAGGAUACAAUUUUACAAGCACAAGAGCGACUGCCAAAGAAAAAGCUUCGCGCGCAAUACAUACAUAAUCCGACACUUUCAACCUCUGUUUCCAAAAGGUCCCGCCUCGAAAUUAAUAUUAAAUAAAAUUUCAGCGCAGGGGGAACCCAUUGAGAACUUUGGGAAGUGUCAAUUUUGCAUUUAAUACAGAUAUACAAAGUCAAGGAAGGUCCAAAUACUGUAGAGGAAAUAGCGAAAUUUGCCGUUGUGUUGCCUUGCACAACACCAUACACACAACAGAUUGAAAUUGACGCGUUUUGAGACGCGCAAACACCAUCAUUUUUGGGUGAUUUUUGACUGAUGUUAUAAUCACUGAUCAAUCGGUAAAAUAUAAAGAGAAGAGAACCAUAUAAGUAGACAAGAUAUCGAAAAUUUAGGGUGAACCCAAUUUCAAAGCAAGGAAAUGCUUAUACUGUUAGAAAAGGUCUGGCUUCCCAAUUAAAAUCUGCUUUUUACUUGUAAAAAUAUCACAUUUUGGUGCCAACUCUUAAUGAAUUCUUCCGGCAGGAAAAUCAUCUAAAUUUGUUAAAUCUGCCACAAAACUUCAUUUUUUUGCAUUUUUGUACCCUAGCUCGAGCUUUUAUCUGUAAGGUAUUAUCCAAGGUCCAAAACGAUUCGCAGUUAACGAUGAGGAAGAAACACCUAAACUCUAUUUAUCUGAUAAAAUUUUCCAUUGCUUAUCUCGUCUGUAUUUAAAGCAUCGCCGCCACGAAAUUUUCACAUGCAUUCCUAAAAAUAAAUAAUAUUUCAGUGUUCUCUCGUCCCAAACUCUAAAUUAACCACUAACCUGAGUGUGUAUCAAAGUUGAUUUUAAAUUCAAUCGGAAAAAUUUCUCACUUUUCAAACUCGAAAUUUAUGUACAUAUAGUUAUAAAUAGACUCAUUCAAAAUAUCUGGCUGCCCUGACCACAUCAGCGGAAUUGUUUUCAAGACCCACACGGCGUCAAAUAGCCACAAUUUAGGCAGCACGCAGAAUUUCAUGCGUUUCAAAGCAAUGUUACCACUCGCAAAAAGUCGAGUGGUUGGUCAAAAUACGAUGUAAAAACUGCUGUUGAAUUUACACUGUUGAAUGUUUUUCGAAUUUUGAAUGUCACAUCAUAGCGCCCAUGAUUGUCGUUUCAACACGAUUAAUAUCAAAGCAGUUUCGUUGUAAAGAACACACGCGCGCAUCUCUAUUUGAUGUUGGAUGUUGCAGAUCGUUUGUUAAAUAUAUGACAAAGUAAUGUUUUAUGGUUGAGUUUAUCAUUCGCAAACCGAGCAUCACGAAUCAAAAUACGAGAUAAAAAAGUGGUUAUGCAAUACUAACGAUGUACAUACAUGAUUUGUGUUGAGUGUAACAACCACCUCCUAAACUCAGUCGGUGUGUAUAUAACCUGGAAUAAAAGCAGGACUUUCCCCGGCAAUGUUUAUCAUUUGUACAUACGCAGAAUUCAUCAUAGGAUUGUGGAAACUUUUGACGUCGGGACCCAUUUUCCAGAUAAAUUAAGAAUUUUACGUGUAGUUUUUUCCGAUUGGCAAUAUUUUAAGGCUUUGUAACAUACACUUUACGCGGUGCUCACCUUUGGUGCGAACCCCCAACAAAAGCACCGGAAACUAUCUGUGGACAUAAAUAAUUCCGGUUCCGUAACCAGCAAGACAGUUUCAUUUUUGAUGUUUAACACAACCUUUGAAGCGUUCGGGCAUUUCGGGUAAAUUGUUUUCGAAAAAGCCGCGUGCAAUGACAACGGUUUUAGUGUAUGUAUCAGUAGGAUUCUGUAUCAGUAAGAGUAAACUUUUAGUGCGCGAUCAACUCUCCUACGCACGUGCCCAUCAUAAGGUGAAAAAUAUUUGCGCCCAUUUGGAUAAAAUUUCAGACUUUUUUACAGUAUGCCCCGGCAGGAGAAAAAUAAUAUAUCAAAUUAUAAUUGGGAAGGAGAGUGCUAGAAGGAAACAAAUUAGAUAUAUAAUGACAUGCUGUGUAAAAAUAUACUAUAUUAUAAGCAAGCUGUAUGUUCGCGUUUAUAAAUAAUUGAUCACUAAACCAUAAUCGACGUAUUGCUCACUGCAAUGAAUUCUAUACCAAAACUAUGGUAAACACACACAAACAAACACAGAAACCACACCACCAGCAACACGCAAACAAAACUCAUCCCCUAUGUAUGUGAAUGUGUAUCACCUAAUAAUGAGAUGUAUCAUGAUGGCAAUGUGAUUAAAACAUUAUUUUACUAACGA